AUGGUAUCCUCUUCCGCUUCAUCUGCUAUUCUCUUACGCCUCACCUGCCAUCCUCUUCCGCUUCACCUGCCAUCCUCUUCAGCCUCACCUGCCAUCCUCUUCAGCCUCACUUGCCAUCCUCUUCAGCCUCACCUGAUAUCUUUUUUCCGCCUCACCUGCCAUCCUCUUCUAUCUCACCUGCUAUCCUCUUCCGAUUCACCUGAUAUACCAUUCCACCACACCUGCUAUCUUCUUCCGCCUCAACUGCCAUCCUCUUCCGCUUCACCUGCCAUCCACUUCUGCCUUACCUGCUAUCCUCUUCCGAUUCACCUGCUAUACUAUUCCACCUCACCUGCUAUCUUCUUCCGCCUCACCUGCCAUCCUCUUCCGCCUCACCUGCCAUCCUCUUCCGCCUCACCUGCUAUCUUCUUCUACCUAACCUGCCAUCCUCUUCCGCUUCACCUGCCAUCCUCUUCUACCUCACCUGCUAUCCUCUUCCGCUUCACCUGCUAUACUAUUCCACCUCACCUGCUAUCUUCUUUCGCCUCACAUGCUAUCUUCUUCCGCCUCACCUGCCAUUCUCUUCCGCCUCACCUGCUAUCUUCUUCUAGCUCACCUGCCAUCCUCUUCCGCUUCACCUGCCAUCCUCUUCUACCUCACAUGCCAUCCUCUUCCGCUUCACCUGCUAUACUAUUCCACCUCACCUGCUAUCUCCUUCCGCCUCACCUGUCAUCCUCUUCCACCUCACCUGUCAUCCUCCUCCGACUCACCUGCCAUCCUCUUCCACCUCACCUGCUAUCUUCUUCUGCCUCACCUGCUAUCCUCUUCCGCUUCACCUGCCAUCCUCUUCUACCUCACCUGCUAUCCUCUUCCGCUUCACCUGCUAUCUUCUUCCGCCUCACAUGCUAUCUUCUUCCGCCUCACCUGCCAUCCUCUUCCGCUUCACCUGCCAUCCUCUUCCACUUCACCUCACCUGCCAUCCUCUUCAGCCUCACCUGCCAUCCUCUUCUGCCUUACCUGACAUCCUCUUCCGCCUCACCUGCUAUCUUCUUCUGCCUCACCUGUUAUCUUCUUCCGCCUCACCUGCCUUCCUCUUCCGCUUCACCUGCCAUCCUCUUCUACCUCACCUGCCAUCCUCUUCAGCCUCACCUGCCAUCCUCUUCUGCCUUACCUGACAUCCUCUUCCGCCUCACCUGCUAUCUUCUUCUGCCUUACCUGCUAUCCUCCUCCACUUCAUCUGCCAUCCUCUUCUACCUCACCUGCUAA
Acanthosepion pharaonis is the source of this 1245-nucleotide messenger RNA. Lineage: Eukaryota; Metazoa; Mollusca; Cephalopoda; Sepiida; Sepiidae. The record is from the annotation of a GenBank genome assembly.